Temnothorax curvispinosus is the source of this 5173-nucleotide messenger RNA. It is a transcript of the gene tapas, whose product is annotated as tudor domain-containing protein 7. Bases 1152 to 4433 code for a protein of 1093 amino acids. The transcript is spliced from 17 exons. Gene Ontology annotation, biological process: spermatogenesis. NCBI's taxonomy places the organism in Eukaryota, Metazoa, Arthropoda, Insecta, Hymenoptera, Formicidae. The record is from RefSeq and is a predicted model, not a curated record.
GUCACGACCCACUUCGCCGAGAGUGCGCCGAGUGUCAGCGAGCGAAUCGGCCGUUGCGGUGUGGUGUUGUGUUGCGCGGGAGAAGUGGAGAAUUGGAGAAGUGGAGAGCGAGCGAGCGAGAUUGGCGAGAAAGAGAGAAGAAAGUAUACACGAGUAGCGCGCCAGCGCCAGUUUCAGCUCUCGGCUAAGUCCAUCUAGUCCAUACAUCCGGACUAUAGUCGGCACCAGUCGGCACUCGGCAGUCGGCUCGGUUCUCACUUGUGUCUGUGUGUGGUCCGUGUGUCGUCGUAAACCGAACGUCGAAACUCGUCACGCCAGUCGUGCUUGGUCGAGUUCGUGUGUGGCGCGUUUUCUCCGUGGACAGUGCGAGGAUUCCUUGGUUGCGAGAACAUCGGUGAAAGCGAAGCGAAGGGGAAAAGAGGAGGAGGAGAAGGAGGCGGCGGCGGUGGUGGUCAGGUCGCGCCCGGUGGUCAGAUCUCAGAUUCGUCAGGGGUUUGUCUGCUUCAAGCGAGCGCGCUCCUGCGAGCGGGCGACGGCGACCGAGACGACCGUGAGCUCGUCGUCGUCCAACGCUCAGCGGCGGCGGCAGCGAUCUCGGCUGUUCGAAGGAGAGAAGGUACGUUACCGCACGCAUACAACACACAACACGUCCUGCCUGCCCUCUUCUGCGCGCGCGAGCGCGCGCUAAUGACCCCGUUCUAAUCGUCGCCUGGUAUCGUGGCCGACUUCGUCGUCGCAGGGGCGACAAUACCGAUACCGAUUCGCGCCGCUCGCACCGCACCACCACCGAUCACGGCAUAUGGCAGUGCGGGAAACGUGGAACUUGUCUCUCCUCGCCUACGGGGUCAUAUUUGUUUACAUCCGUCAAUCCCCGAGCGUUCAUUCAAGUGGCGGUUCUGUUAUUUUUCUCAUGAUGCACCAACGCCCGCAGGUACUCGAACGUAGGCUGCGGUUUGCCGGAUAAACAGGCUCUUGAGCGUUGGGUGCACGCUCGUGUCCCGCUUCCCGCUGCGUCACACAGCCGACCCUUUUGGGCAUUGAACGCUGAAGUGAAAAUGCGACGAGUAUCGGCGAAGGUUAUCGAGUAACCUAACUGAUAUUUAAAUAUCUGUCUUCUACCUGUGUUCUUUCUUUUAUGAGAGAGAAUCACCAUGGAUCAAGACGAAGUCGUAAAGAAUUUAAGGUCAUGCCUGAUAUCGUGCAAGGGCGGUAUCAGGUUAGAUAAUUUAAGAGCGGAUUACCGUACGAUAGCAGGGGAGCCAUUAUCAUUUAAUCAUUUUGGAUACUCCUCUCUUGAAGCUUUCGUACGUAGUAUACCAGACAUCACAGUGAACAGAAAAGGUGGAGAACUGUAUGUGGAAGCUUUACCUUCCAAGACUUCGGCGCACCUUACAAAAUUAGUUUCGCGGCAAAAGACACGACGAAAAGUACGACCGCAGCCGAAAAAAUGGAGCCCACCUCGACAUGCGAGAAAUUUUCAUCCGCCUGCUUUUAAAAGUAAUAAUUUCAGCGGUCGUUUUCAGCCUACCAGGAGUAAUUACGUUAAUUCUCCACAUUCCUUUACUAGAUCAACACCCGAAAAGAGUAACCUGUACACAGAUUUUAGCAGACCUAUUCCUCUUAUGGAGUCUGUAGUACAGUACCCGUUACCGCUACCGCAAAAUAACUUUAAACCAAGCUUCGUGCCGCUUACGCCACCAAGUUCUCCCACUAAAAGACUGAAAGAUAAAGUGACAAAUCCCUGUAUAGCGACUGUGAACCAAAGUGUUAAUAAUUGUAAGACUAUUGAAGAUUUAAGAUUCAAAGUAUUAAAUGACAAUACAGCAGCUUCGUCUGUGAUAAAUCAAAAGCCAAAGACUGUGGAACUGAGACCUCCAAAACUAAGCGAAAGGCUCAAAAUUAUUUCUGAAACGCCGAUUGAUAACUACACCAAUGGUCGUACAUCUACGCCUACCCCAUCCAUUUUUAAUGUCCCGCAGGUAGCACCGCCAUUAGAGGCUCCCGAUUCUCGGAAAGAGCUGGAGAUUUAUGCUCGUGUGCUAAACUUACCAUCACCGGUUUAUAAAAUGUAUUCAAAGAAGGAAAAGAAUUCUUCCAAGAUCACCAUCUAUGCCAGCGUGAAAGUUGGUACGCAUACGUUCCACACAUUUCCGGAUGACGCAGCGUCCGAGGAGGAAGCAGAGAAGAUCGCUGCACGAUUAGCUCUGCUAAAUCUGGCUAAGGAAUCGUCUAGCCCCGAGGUGACGACCGUCGAUACGGAUUUGAUGAAAGAACGCAUUUUGAACAUCAUAUCUCGACAUCCGAGUGGGGUCUUUAUGCAUCUACUACCUGAAUAUUACAACGAACAAUAUGGGGAGGCCUUGCCCUUUAAUUGGGAAAUUAUCAUUGAGAAAUGCUCAGAUAUAAAUCAAGAGAAAGGCGUCGGAGAUUCCAUGAUACUGUGUCGAGCCUUCCCGAGUUUGAAACGGUCGGAAAGCAAUUCCACUCCAUCCAAAAAUAUUUCCGAGAAUAUCUACCCGCCUAACGAGAAGAUAUUAUUGAGCCCGAUUGGACCUGCCGCACCGGAUGUAUUACCAGUACCUGAAACGACCAUUUGGCAAGUGUGUACUACUCACGUUGUGAACACCGUCGAAAUUUGGGUUCGACUCGGCGAUCAAAAUAACGAGUUUGUCGAUAUGAUAAACGAAAUGACAAGGCACUACAAUCAAGUAAAUGAACCCAUCUCGCCAGUGGCAUGCGUAGUCGACGAUUUCUAUGCCGUUUUCGAGGAUAACUAUUGGCACAGAGUUGAAUGCACAGAUUUUAAUGACGAGACCGGAAUCGCCACGGUUUUCUUUAUUGACGAGGGUUAUGAGGAACAUUACAAAUCUGAAGUUUUGCAUCCUUUGGACAAGAAAUUUUGCGUUCUUCCACGUCAAGCUAUCAGAGUAGGUCUUCAAGGAUUGAAGGACUUCUGCGACUGCACCCAGAUAGUGCCGGAAAUUGAAAAUCUUCUUAUAGUCGAUCGAUUGUUUUAUGUGAAAGUACAUGGUAUGGACACCGAUGAAUACGGCUCAUACGUACACAUGGUGACUUUUUACGACACCAGCAAAGACGACGAAGAUGUCGACAUAAAUCAACUCUUAUUCGAAAAAAUCUUGGAGAGCAUGGCUGGUGCAUUCAAGAUGCAUGCGGGGCAGGUGACCGAAUUGUCCGUUACGCACAUAGAUGAGUGCGGUAAAAUUUAUGCGCAGCUAAACUCGCUCGCUAAAACUGUACUAAACGGUGAAAACAUGUCGCAAAUGUUUACGAACAAAACGAUGACGGUGAAUGCGAUUAAUUUCACGAAAAUGUACCUUGUAAAGUGGAAUUCGCAGUGGUACAGGGCAAGAGUGACCGAUAUUCCUGGCGACCAGGAAGUAAUGGUAUUUCUAAUCGAUAUUGGUCGAACCAUUUUGAUACCGAGGGAAAAUCUGUUUCACAUGGACAGAGUCUCGAAGGCUCUGCAGCACAUCCCUCCGCAGGCGAUACAGAUCUUUCUGCACAACGUUGACCAAUCGAAGUACAGCAAGAAGCUUGUAACACGAUUUCGUGAAUUAGUUUCGGACAUGGAUUUACUCUUAGCAAAAGUCAUCAGGAUCACCCCAUCUGGAAUUCCAGUGGUCGAAAUUUUCAAAAGAGUCGCUCCGAGCAAUAUGUUGGCCUCGAUAAAUUCAUCGUUGAUUUAUGACGGCGAACUGUCGAAAGUCAACGAAGACGCCAACAACAAUACCAAGUCCAAGAAACGUUUGGAUCGCAAGGCUUCUCGCGCUCCUGAGGCCGUCGGCAAAUUGAAUCCACCAGUGAUUUCCGACAUCGGCCAGUAUUUUGACGUCCACGUCGCAUUGGUCGCGCAUCCCGGACAUUUUAUCGUGCAACCGUUAAACGAUGCAAAUGAAUUAAAAGCAAUGAUGGUCGAUUUGCAAAACUGUUAUGAAGCGAACGAUAAUCUGCCUUUGGAAUCUGUCGGCGAAAACAAACUCUACGCGGGAAAAUUUCGAAAUGAUUGGUACAGAGUAUACGUUACUAAUAUUAUCAGCGAUAAUGAAGUAUCCGUAUAUUUCUGCGACUACGGUGACGUGACGAUAAUAUCCCGCAGCAGUUUGCAGCCGUUGAAGAGCAAAUUCUUGAAAUUGCCGUAUCAGGCAGUAAAGGCUAAACUCGUCGGAAUAGAGCCAAUAAAUGUCGACUGGACAGUGAACGAUUGCGUUGAAUUUAAGAAACUAGUGCUUGAGAAGAAUUUUGUCUCUGUAAUCGUCGAAUCCGUGUUCGAUCAUCUGUCGCCUGUCAAUGGUACCAUGCUGGGUUUACGAUUGAUUGACGUUAGUACCGAUAAAGACAUAUACAUUGAUAGACUAUUGGUAGAAGAGAAUCGUGCCAAAUACAUCGAAGGAUUUGAGGGUCUCCCUCCUUAGCUCGUUACAUUAGUCGGUUGACAGAAAUAUUUUUAUUUUCUUUACGAUUAUGUUAUUGUUAUCCUUCUACGAUGCCGUGAUAAUAGAUCGCUUAUACAUGCACUACGAACCUGUUGUGAGAGGAUUAACGCAUGAAAGUGUUUCUAAGGUUUUAUUUUUUUUUUCCGUAACGGCACGGUGAUGCAUUGGCGCGCACGUGAGCGUUAUAAAGGAAUAAGAAAGAAUAUUUAAGGUUUACGUUAAUUGAAUUCAUCUCCAGUUAGUUUUGUUACUUGAAAAUUUUCUUUUUUUUUUAAGUAUCAGAGAUACGAGCAAAAUGAUACGCACAUAGCGGGACUUAACUUAUCAAAGAAGCUUUUGUUCUUACUCGUUUAAAAAGGCGUAUUUGUGAUUACACGCGAUAGUCUUUAACAUUUACCGUUAUUAUUGUUAAUUACGUUUUUGUUAUCACAUAUAAAAAUGUAAUUAUCGUUAAAAGUUGUAACUAAGUGCAGUUUAUUUACAAAGAAGUUUUAUUAUAAUUUUGUUGUAUUUUUUUGAAGACAUUAAUUUUAUGUCAAGUAUUCUUUAACGACAUUAUGUUGUGUCUCUUUUAAUUUUUUGUCGUUGAUUAACUUCUCGCAGGGUUAUUUCAUGAUAUUAAACGAAACAGUAUGAUUGUCUAACGACAAAAGAUUGGCUGUGUAAUAUAUUAAUUAAGUGACAGCAUUCCAUAUAUCUAUAAAUAAAAAUAUAUACAU